Messenger RNA from Monomorium pharaonis (pharaoh ant), 4043 nucleotides. RefSeq lists its product as uncharacterized. The transcript has 2 exons. Bases 1040 to 3619 code for a protein of 859 amino acids. Lineage: Eukaryota; Metazoa; Arthropoda; Insecta; Hymenoptera; Formicidae. The record is from RefSeq and is a predicted model, not a curated record.
CCAGUACUUUGCCAGUUGUAAAGAUUACGAUAUCACUAUCAUUUACUUUUAAUAAUGUAAAAUUUUGUCACAAAAUACUUGAAGGUUAUAUGUACACUGAAGAAGAGUUAAUCACAUAGCAACCAGAGGAGAUUAAGCUAUAAUAAUUGAAGAUCUAGCUGGCUACACACCAGCGCGAUGAACGUACAGAGAUGAGCGGAAAGGCGAUCGCUCAUUGGGUCCUACCUUUGGAUCCAACAAAUCACCUUCCAUUGCUACUUAACCGCGCGCUCACUGAGCGAUUGCGCUACAGGACUCAUUAGUGUAUGUACAUAUAACCCUCAAUUUUUUUCUGACAAAUUUUAUUUCGGAUUAUUAAAAGUAAAUGAUUGUUAUUUCUUAAAGGAAGAAUAAUCUUUAUUUGAUAGUUACAAGUGCUUUAUAUAAAAGGUACGUAUAUUUUAAAUAUAUAAAAUGCACAUAUAUAUAUGCGUGUAUAUAUGUGUAUAUGUGUGUCCCCGUUGAAAAGUCAGAUGGAAAUUCAGAUGCUCAUAUGUAUGUGGAUUUCCAAAAAUUUUGAAUGGUUUUGGAAAUUUCUUAUGGUUAUCCAUACGAGAUCCAUAUAAAACCAUCUAAAAUCUAUGAGAAUUCAUGCACAUGCAUGUGGAUAACCAUCUAGAUUUCCAUCUGAUCUUUUCAACAGGUGCGUGCGUGCGUGCGUGCGUGCGUGCGUGUGUGUGUGUGUGUGUGUGUGUGUGUGUGUGUGUGUGUGUGUGUGUGUGUGUGUGUGUGUGUGUGUGUGUGUGUGUGGUAUGUAAACAUAGUUGUAAACAUAAAGUUGUAAAAAAUCAACUAAUCACAGUCGAUUAUUCUUCGAUUAUAAGAAAUAAUUAUUUGUAAUUGAUCAGUUUUUUGCAAUGUUACGUUUACAACUACGCAAUUGUAGAAUCGACCUUUAUAAAUAUUAUGUUUGAAUGUUUAUAUACAUUUAUUUAUAAAAGUAAUUAAUUUACAUUAAUUAUGUAUAUUAAAUUAGUAAUGAGAAUGUAGCGUUUCGAAAAUGUUGAUACAAAUCGUAUUUUGCCACAGACCUCUGAAUAUGGAUCCAAUGAAGAAAAGAUACAAGCUUAUGUUGGAUCCUCAAUAUCGAGAAGAUUGGACAUGCUUAAAAACUCAUCAAUCUUGGAUGAAAAUGAAAACAGAAAUGAAUGUUGCAAAAAAUCUCUAUAAAAAUACCGAACAUUCAAUACAGGAUUUCUCCGACAUUAGUGACGAUAACGCAUUAUUGGAAACAAUUUCCGUUGUGAAUACAUUUGAUGACACGUACAGUACGCAUCAUACAGACGAAGAAAAUUGUUUCACCGAAGAUACUUAUAGUGACGGCAGUUUUACAGAUGAAGGGAAUAUCGAAUAUGAUACGGAUGAAGAUAGUGUCAUGCAUGAUGCAAAUGAAGUACAUGACUCGGAACACGAAGAGCUCCCAGAUAACGAAAAUAAUGAUGAUAACUCAAUUAUGUUCGAAACAUCUGCACUAACAAUUUCGGAUGUUAUGUUAAUGAUUACGGCAAUUUGUGUCCGGUUUAAUUUAUCAUAUGAAAUAAGAAAAGCAAUCGUUGAUUUAAUAAAAUGUUUAGCUGGACCGCAAUUUAAAACUUGGUCUAUGAGUAAAUAUACAUUAAAGAAGAAAUACGAUCCACCAAAAAAUGUAUUGAGUUAUACCUUUUUUUGUAACUUAUGUAAAGCACUUUUGUUAGGACCAAUAUCAAAAUUAGAUUUUAAAAAUCAAUUUGUAUCUUGCAAAGAAUGCCAGCAAAAACAUAAAUUGACAAUGCAAUCUCAAUAUAAAUUUGUGUAUAUUGAUUUACAAUUUCAAUUAAAAAAACUAUUAAGUAACUCUUUCAUUCAACAGUCUGUAAUUGAAUAUAUACACCAUUGCGCUGAGAAGAGAAAUGCAGAUGGUAACGUGACAUUAAAUGAUAUAUCGGAUAGUGUGCUGUAUAAAAGUUUGUCUUCAAAAUAUUCAGGCGGAUCGGAUUAUCUUCUUACAUACAAUUUUAACACAGACGGUAUGCCUAUUUUUAAUAGUUCAAAAAAAAGUAGUUGGCCGCUUCUGUUAAUUUUAAAUGAAAUGCCACCAUCUUUACGAUUCAAACAUGUAUUGUUAUGUGCUUUAUGGAUAGGGGAUAAAGAGCCAACUCCAACUAUGAUGAAUAUGUUUCUAAAACAGUUCGUUGAACAAGCUAUGCAAUUGUUUGAAAAAGGUAUUACAAUCCAAAAUAAGCAAAGUCUUAUUACAUUUAAAUUAUUGCCAAUGUGCUGUGUUGUCGAUUCUGUAGCACGACCUAUUGUUCAAAAUAGAUUACAGUACAAUGGCUAUUAUGGUUGUUCAUGGUGUUAUGCUCGCGGAAAAUAUUUGCACGGAACUGUCCGCUAUUUAUUUAACGAAUCUAGUAAUCUUCGGACUCACGAAACACACAUGAUUGAUGUUCGGGAAGCUACAGAAUUUAAUAAAUGUGUCAGAGGUGUGAAGGGUAAUGCCAUUUUAUUGCAAUUACCACAAUUCAAUGCGGUAUGGGGAUUUUCCUAUGAAUUUAUGCAUGGAACUUUAUUAGGAGUGUAUAAACAAAUUGGAGACAGUUUUACUUGUAAAGACUCUCCAAUAUAUUUAACUGCAAUUCAACGGAAAGAAGUUAACACUCGAUUAACAAACAUAACUCCGAUAAAAAAAAUACAACGAUUACCGAGACCUUUGACUGAUAGAUGCAAAUGGAAAGCUUCCGAAUGGCUUUCAUGGGGAUUAUUUUACUGUCUUCCUUGUUUAAGUGGUAUAAUACGAGAUAAUCUUCUAGAACAUCUAGCGCUACUAGUAGGUACUUUAUUUUUACUGCUACAGAACAAUCUUAGUGAAAAUGAUCUGCGGAAAUGCGAAAUAGAUUUACUACGCUUCGUUGCAGAAUUUCAGAUUUUAUACGGAGAAAAAUGUGUAACAUUUAAUAUUCACAGUCUAUUGCAUAUUGUGCAGUCAAUUAAAAUGGUUGGGCCAUUAUGGGCGAAUUCUGCUUUCGUAUUUGAAAGUACUAAUUACGAUCUUAAACAAAAAGUGAGUGGACCAAAGAGCGUUGACAAUCAAAUUUGCACAAGAUAUCUGCAAAAGAAUUUAUUCAAGUGGCAAGCAGAUAGUAUUUAUGAAAAUUUUGAAAUUUGCGGACAAUAUUACAAAUAUUUAUUUGCGAAUCGUAUGCAUUCUGCUUCAGUUAAAAUUGUUGACGAAACAGUUUUGCUCGGUAAUGGUCAACCAAUUGAUAAUGGCUUUAUGUAUCAACGAUGCAUUUAUAAAGGUGAAUUGUAUCACACUACUAGUUAUAGACCAGAAAAAAAAACCAAUGAUUCUAUUGUACAAUUAAUUAAUAAUGAAAGUGCUCAAAUAAUAGCAAUUAUUAACAUUAAUGAUCAGUGUUACAUUGAUGUUAAAAAAAUAAAUACGGAAAAUGCAUUUCAUACGCCUCAUAUAUAUAAAGUAAUAAGUUAUGGGGAACGCAACAUAAGAAUUCCUGUAUCAAAUAUAAAAGCAAAAAUGUUAAUAAUCAAACAUACUGCUUUUACAUAUGUUUGUCGAAUUCCUAAUAUAUUUAACAUGUAAAUGUUAAUAAUUCUUAAUAAUUAUUAUAUCUGUUAAUCGCACUAUCAUAACUAUUAUAUCUUAAUAAUAUCUAUUAAUUGCAAUAAUACACAUUGGGAGCUUUCCAGAGACACAAAUUGACACAGCAGAAAUUUUGUCCUUGUCUCAAACUAAAUAUCAAACAAAGACAGAAAUACUGCUGUGUCAAUUUGUGUCACUUGCUGGAAAACUCCCAUUAUAGUCAUUGUACUGUAAUUUAAAAAUUAAAUGGAUAUUAAAGUAUGAUAAUGUUGGUGUACGAAAUUUUUAGUUUGUACGUCUAACAUGUAUGUGUGAAUAUGCAUAUUACAUAUUCCAAUAUAUAUAACUAUGUAAUAAAAUAUAUUAUUUAAUUAACUAAUGUAUAAUAUGGACUGUAUGGCAUAAAUAAAUUAAAUGUAAGAAA